Pygocentrus nattereri (red-bellied piranha) is the source of this 4004-nucleotide messenger RNA. It is a transcript of the gene faf1, whose product is annotated as Fas (TNFRSF6) associated factor 1. NCBI's taxonomy places the organism in Eukaryota, Metazoa, Chordata, Actinopteri, Characiformes, Serrasalmidae. Gene Ontology annotation, cellular component: endoplasmic reticulum; nucleus. The record is from RefSeq and is a predicted model, not a curated record. The transcript has 19 exons. Bases 1 to 2007 code for a protein of 668 amino acids. Gene Ontology annotation, molecular function: NF-kappaB binding; ubiquitin binding.
AUGGCCUCCGACACCGGGAGCAACAUGGACAGAGAAAUGAUUCUGGCGGACUUUCAGGCAUGCACAGGGAUUGACAACAUUGCAGAGGCAAUCACCCUCCUAGAACUGAACAACUGGGACUUGGUGGCAGCCAUCAACGGUGUGAUUCCACAAGAGAAUGGCAUCUUGCAAAGCAAUUUCACCAGUGAGGGCUCUCAGACCGGCCCUUUUGGAGAUAAUAGCCAAGCAGCAUCCACAGCACCCACAGCUCCCCCCUCUAGAGCGGCAUCAUCCUCACCUCCGUCCUCCUCUUCUUCCUCCUCGGCCUUCUGCCCCGUCCUUCCCUCUCGGCAGAUUGUGGAACGACAGCCACGCAUGUUGAACUUCCAUGUAGAGUACCGCACACGUUCAGUAGAAGUGGUGCUGGAGGAUGCUAGCACAGUUGGAGACAUCAAACAGAUACUGGAGACGGAGCUUCAGGUGCCUGUGUCUAAAAUGCAGUUAAAAGGCUGGAAGAGUGGCGAUGUUUCAGACAGUACGGUGCUGCGGAGUUUACAUCUGCCCAAAAACAACAGCCUGUAUGUGCUGACCCCAGACAUUGCCCCGUCUGCCACUACCAGCCAGAGCAGCGUCCAGCAGGAGUCGUUAAAUCAGAACUACCUGCUGAUCAUCAGUCACCGGGAAGCGCAGCGAGAGUACAGCCUCAACUUUCCUGCCACUAGAACCAUCCAGGAGGUGAAGAGAAACAUCUCAGACUUGACAAACAUCCCAGUACGGCAUCAACAGUGGGAUGGCUGGCCUGCCUCAGCCUCAGAUGACUCAAUGACACUGGCCUCCUCUGGGAUUAGCUUCCCAUGCCAUCAUCUGAGUGUAUGCAGGAGAUCUUCCCCAGCUACUGCUCUGGAGCCAACUGAAGAGUGCACAGAUGUCCACAUGGUCAGUGACAGUGAAGGUGAUGACUUUGAGGAUGCAUCUGAAUUUGGAGUCGAUGAGUCUGAAAUCUUUGGCAUGGGGAGCUCGAGUUGUCGAAAAUCACCAAUGAUGCCAGAGAACAGUGAAAAUGAGGGUGAUGCCUUACUGCACUUUACUGCCGAGUUCUCAUCAAGAUAUGGAGAUUGCCAUCCAGUCUUCUUUAUCGGUUCCUUGGAGGCAGCUUCUCAAGAAGCCUUUUAUGGCAAAGCCAGAGACAGAAAGUUGCUGGCCAUCUACCUCCAUAAUGACGAUAGUGUUCUGAGCAACGUCUUCUGCUCCCAGAUGAUGUGUGCAGAGUCCAUAGUCUCAUAUCUCAGCCAGAACUUCAUCACAUGGGCCUGGGACGUCACUAAAGAAGCUAACAAAGCCAGACUACUCACUAUGUGUACGAGGCACUUUGGAAGCGUCGUUGCACAGACCAUACGGACAUACAAAACUGACCAGUUCCCAUUGCUACUGAUCGUCAUGGGCAAACGGACAUCAAAUGAAGUAUUAAAUGUUAUACAAGGUAACACAACAGUGGAUGAGCUGAUGAUGAGACUGAUGGGAGCAAUGGAGAUCUUCACAGCUCAGCAGCAGGAGGACAUCAGAGAUGAGGAUGAGCGUGAGGCCAGAGAAAUGGUGAAGAGAGAACAGGACGAAGCGUAUCGCUUGUCUUUAGAAGCUGAUCGCAAAAAGAGAGAAGCACAAGAGCGGGAAGAGGCAGAACAAGUACGUCAGGAACGAAUCAGAAAAGAGCAAGAAGAAGAACGAGAGGCUAUUCGUCUUUCAUUGGAGCAGGCCUUGCCCCCAGAGCCAAAUGAGGAAGAAGGAGAGCCAGUCAGUAAGCUACGUAUUCGGACCCCCAGCGGAGAGUUCCUGGAGAGGCGUUUCCUGGGCAGCUGCAAGCUGCAGGUUCUCUUCGACUUUGUGGCUUCCAAAGGCUAUCCAUCAGAUGAAUUUAAACUGCUUACCACCUUCCCCCGCAGAAAUAUAACACAGCUUGACCCGGCAUGGACACUGUUGGAAGCCAAGCUCUUCCCUCAGGAGACUCUGUUCCUGGAGGCCAAAGAGUAGAACUGACUCUGCACUUGGACAAAUCACAAACAGUGACGAUCUUUAGCAUGGUGUCCACAGCGAACAGACACACAAACACACACUCACACACACACGACGUACAUGAUUACUGAGUGUACGUUAUAUGCACACUGAAGCUUUCACAAGCACAGAGAUACAGAAACACACACAACUGCAGUGUCAUGUUUUUUUUUCUCCACCCACUGGUAAGAUAAUGGAAAAAAGAAAAAAAAAGCAGUGAGGAGACCUAUAGCGACAUCACAGAUGAGAUGUUCCACUUUGGCUGCUUUUUAGACCUGAUUUUGUGUUGACAUGGAAAAAAAGCAUAAAAAUGACCAAAAAAAGAACAAAAAGAUGAAAAAUGAAAAGCAAAAAGACUUUUCCUGGAGAACGCUGGACUAUCUCCACUCUCUCGCUCCAUUGGAUCCCUUGCUCUUUGGCCACGUCCCUAUGGAGUGCCAGCUGCCCUCUUAUUCAACCCCCUCUCCUCCAUACAGGUGAUCAGACCUGGUUUUAAUCUCAACUGCUCGAUAAACAACAGGUCCUUUCUGGUCAGGUUUUUCUUUUUUUUGCCACCCCUUUUGUCCCUUUUUAAGUUUGAUGCUGUAUUAGUUUUAGUUUGAUACAUUAUAUAAAAUAUAUAUGAACCUGUGUCUUGUUUCAUGAUGCUUUUUUUAAUGGCAUUGUGGGAUUUGGUAACCGCAGCACCCUGCAGAAAAAAAACAGUCGCUAUUAAGUUUGAAUUUGGAAAUAUCCACUGCCCUCACACCCCUGUAAAGGAGUCUUCCCUCAUAACAUUUUUCACCCCCAAAAUCUUCAUGAUGUACUCUAGUGCCAGCUGCAGCUGAACUUGUGCAAAGUUUUUGUGAUUCCUGCGUUAUUGUGCCUUAACGUACACUCACUCAUGCAACCUGAUUACAGUUGCACAAGGAUGCUCCUUUGUUUAUAAAGCGUAUUUUGAAAAGAUAUAUGAUAUGCUCUUUCAGAUGCUAGCUCACUUGUUCAAGUGAUCUGGAAAGUGAGCUUAUAAAUUAUGGAUGGCUCACAGUGCUGCAGUGUCAAGCAGAUGAAGGGUUCUCAUAUAAAACAAACAAAAUUGAGGCUUUUUAUUUAUUCCACGUAAUUUCAGUGAAUUAUUAUUUGAUCUUUUCUUUGGAAUAAUUGACAUUGUCUUGUGUAUACACACUGACUGGCCACUGUCCAUUUUAUUAGCUCAACUUACCAUACAGGUGCACUUUGUAGUUCUACAGUUACAGACUGUGAUCCGUCUGUUUCUCUGUGCACAUUUUAGCCCUGUUCCUCAAUGAUCAGGAUCCAAAAGGACCAUCACAGAGCAGGUAUUAUUGGGGGGAGGGGUCUUUUGGUGGCAUGUUAGUUUGUGUUGUGCUGGUGCGAGUGGGUCAGCAGUGCUGCUGGAGUUUUUCAACACUCUCCAUUCACUGUCCACUCUAUUAGAUACUCCUACCUUGUUGGUCCACCUUGUAGAUGUAAAAUCAGAGAUGAUAGCUCAUCUGUUGCAGCACCGUUUGUGUUGGUCAUCCUCUAGUCCUUCAACAGGGGUCCCAGGAUACUGGCCAAAGGAUGCUGCCCAUACAGAGAUGCUGUUGGCUGGAUAUUUUUGGUUAGUCUCAGUCCAGCAGUGACACAGAGGUGUUUGAAAACUGAUCGACUCGUACCAGCACAGCACACGCUACCACACCACCACGUCAGUAUCACUGCAGUCUGUAACUGUAGAAGUACAAAGUGCAUCUGUAUGGUAAGUAGUGCUGACAUGAAGGACUGAGUGUAGAAACAAGGAGUAUAUAUAUUUUUAUUUUUUUGCAAUAAUACUGAAGGGAUUACACAUAUAUGCCCAUAUAAAAGUCACACAAAUGGUUGGAGGAAAUUGAUUCAUUGUCUUGUUUUUCAGCUGUGUUUUCCAGUCAUCAUCUCAAUAUUAUCUGCCACAAAGGCUAAUUUUUUCUGUUCAGCUCUGAGAUUAAAAGAUUACUGCACCA